Phodopus roborovskii (desert hamster) is the source of this 982-nucleotide messenger RNA. RefSeq names its product peptidyl-tRNA hydrolase domain containing 1 (gene Ptrhd1). The coding region runs from base 23 to 445 and encodes 140 amino acids. The transcript is spliced from 2 exons. Lineage: Eukaryota; Metazoa; Chordata; Mammalia; Rodentia; Cricetidae. Gene Ontology annotation, molecular function: peptidyl-tRNA hydrolase activity. The record is from RefSeq and is a predicted model, not a curated record.
ACGGCUCCACCCUAAUCCCAGCAUGCACCGCAGAGUCGGUCCGGCCCUUCAGAUCGUCAGGAAGAUGGCAGGCUCUGGGGCGGAGCCGCAGAUCCUUGUGCAGUACUUAGUGUUACGAAAGGAUCUAUCUCAGGCUCCUUUUUCCUGGCCCACGGGCGCAUUGGUAGCGCAGGCUUGUCAUGCCGCCACCGCAGCCUUGCACAUUCACCGAGAUCAUCCACACACGGUCGCUUAUCUCCGGGAGCUAGGGCGCAUGCGCAAGGUGGUUCUCGAGGCAGCUGACGAGACCACCUUGAAGGAGCUGGCAGAGGCCCUGCAACAGAAAGAGAUCGACCACAUGCUAUGGCUUGAGCAGCCAGAGAAUAUUGCCACGUGCAUCGCCCUCAGGCCAUACCCCAAGGAAGAAGUGAGCCAGUAUUUGAAGAAGUUCCGAUUGUUCAAGUGAUGGCUGUUCUGGUAGAAUUGGAUGUCCAUUGGGUCCAGGAGCCAAAUGGCCUCCAUCCUGAAGCAUUGUGGACUCCUUUUAGUGUUGAUGUGCUCUUCCCUUCCAGUUAUGAUGGUUUCUUAAGAGCCAGCACAAACUCAAAUUAAAACCAUCAUUAACAAAUACUUUCUAUUAGCGUUAUUAUCACCAACAAGUUCAAGUGAGGGAAGCUGGUAAGCAGCAUUAUUAUCUUGUGGGUCACUGCUCAAACAGAAGAUACUUUUUGUUAGACCUCUUUUAAUCAUACAGGUUUAAAGUGUUGCCUUUGAGUUCUUUACCUAUCCUAUCCCUUUCUGCUUCCCAAUCACUGGCCUCUAGUCUCUAGUGUAGUAAUAGAAUCUUCUUCAUCUUUCUCUUUUCUGUCUUAUGAAUUCAAUUAAGCACUAUCACCUUCAUACACUCUUUCUAGCUAAAAAAAAAAAAAUCCCCUUCUCUAAACAUGUAUACAUGACAGUGCACUGUUCAAAAAUAUUUCUGUAAGCAUUUGUACACAACAAC